GCUCGGCUCGGCACCCCCGCCUGACAGCGGCCGAACCGAGCGGACGCGGCGCGGCCCUUCCCGGCGCGGUGCAGUGCGCGGCGGCGGCGACGAUGCAGGCGGAGUCGGGGAUCGUGCCGGACUUUGAGGUGGGCGAGGAGUUCCACGAGGAGCCCAAGACCUACUACGAGCUGAAGAGCCAGCCCCUCAAGAGCAGCAAUUCCGAGCAUCCUGGCGCUUCCAAGCCUCCCUUAAGCUCCUCCAGCAUGACCUCACGAAUCCUGCUACGCCAGCAGCUCAUGCGUGAGCAGAUGCAGGAGCAGGAGCGUCGGGAGCAGCAGCAGAAGCAGCAAGCAGCCCAGUUCAUGCAGCAGCGAGUACCUGUCAGCCAGACACCUGCCAUCAACGUCAGCGUCCCCACCAGCCUGCCCCCUGCCACCCAGGUACCCAUGGAGGUCCUCAAGGUGCAGACUCACCUUGAGAAUCCAACCAAGUACCAUAUUGAGCAAGCCCAACGGCAGCAGGUAAAGCAGUACCUCUCUACCACUCUAGCAAAUAAACAUGCCAACCAAGCCCUGAGCUUGCCAUGUCCAAACCAGCCCGGUGAUCAUGUCAUGCCGCCUGGAACUGGAAGCAGCGCACCCAACAGCCCGAUGGCUAUGCUUACCCUUAACUCCAACUGUGAGAAAGAGAUGGAUGAUGUGAUCGAUGACAUAAUUAGUCUGGAGUCAAGUUACAAUGAAGAAAUCCUUGGCUUGAUGGACCCAGCCCUGCAAAUGGCAAAUACGUUGCCUGUGUCUGGCAAUUUGAUUGAUAUUUAUGGCAACCAAAGCAUGCCUCCUCCAGGACUGAACAUCAGCAACUCCUGUCCAGCUAAUCUUCCUAAUAUAAAGAGGGAACUCACAGCAUGUAUUUUUCCUACAGAGUCAGAAGCAAGAGCCUUGGCUAAGGAGAGGCAAAAGAAAGACAAUCACAACUUGAUUGAACGAAGAAGAAGAUUCAAUAUCAAUGACCGUAUAAAAGAACUAGGCACUUUGAUACCCAAGUCAAAUGACCCGGACAUGCGCUGGAAUAAGGGAACCAUCCUGAAGGCGUCGGUGGACUACAUCCGUAAGCUGCAGCGAGAGCAGCAGCGCACCAAGGAGCUGGAGAACAGGCAGAAGAAGCUGGAACAUGCCAACAGGCACCUGCUGCUCAGAAUACAGGAACUUGAGAUGCAAGCUCGGGCACACGGACUGUCCCUUGUUCCAUCUACCGGCCUUUGCUCCCCCGAUAUGGUCAACAGGGUCAUCAAACAAGAACCUGUGCUGGACAACUGCAACCAAGACAUCAUGCCACACCACACAGACCUGUCCUGCACCACCACCCUGGAUCUCACCGACGGCACCAUCACCUUCAGCGACAACCUCGGAAACGUGGCUGAACCGACAGGCACUUACGGCGUUCCUCCCAAAAUGGGAUCCAAACUGGAAGACAUCCUGAUGGACGAUACUCUCUCCCCAGUUGGAGUAACUGACCCACUACUUUCCUCUGUGUCUCCUGGAGCAUCGAAGACGAGUAGCAGGCGGAGCAGUGUGAGCAUGGAGGACACCGAUCAUGCUUGUUAGCAUACAUUUGCCACACCUUUCAUAAACUGCUUUUGGUUCUUGAUCAGUAGAUGAAAUAAUUUACCUUUUGUAGAAUUUUUUUGAUGAUUUUUUUUUUCCCCCUUGUGCUUCCUCAGUAGCCCUGUGUGUGUGUGUGUGUGUGUAUGUGUGUAUAUUAUAUAUAUAGGAUUUUUUUUAGGAUUUUUGUGAAGAAACUUGUAUAUUCUAUUUUAAAACUACCAACGCCUCCAAAAUCUUGUACAGCACAUGUACAGUAUCUGUGAACUGGAUUGCCAAGAACUUUGAACUGGUCAAAUCUACUCAAAGCAAUAGAAUUACAACUGAAGAGUCUGUUUCUACUUUUGGGGGGGGGGGGGUUGGGGUGGUUGGGAGGGAGGAAUCAUAGAAUUGUAAAUGCAACCUAUUUCCUUGGAAACGAAAUGUAAAGUUAAGGAAUGUAAAGAAACCAAAACCAAAAAAGAAGUCCAAUUUGUAAUGGUGUUAAUUGAGUGCUGCCUUAAAGAUACAGUGUCCCUCAAACAUUGGUCUUUACGUGGCAAAUGUUUAGGGAAAAAAUACGCACCCUACUCCGCUCAGAAUACAAACAACAACAAAAGUGACCAGACAUCCUGAUUGUGUUGAUGGUGAUGUAGAACUGCAGGGAGAUGCGAGUGUCUCUCUGGGGGCGCCGCUUCCUUUCACUCUGAGCUGAUUUGGGUUUGCCUUUUUGAUCACGGUUCAAGGGGGGGUUUUUUUUGCUCUCUUAGGUUUUUGUUUUGGUUUUGUGAUGGCUUGCCAGCAGUAAACCAAGCAGGAGCACUGUAAGUUGGGAUACAGUUGUUGGGCAAAGCAGAAGUUGCAACGUUUUCUCAGCUGGGCACAUGAUGUUGUACAUAUCUAAUUGACUUUAUUUUGUCAUUUGUUGUUUUUUUAAAUGGCAUUGUACAGUUGAUUUUGAUUUGCAUGGGGCCCUUAGUUACCCUCAGCUUCUUGUUUUGUUUUAAAUAUAUUUGUAUUUCAUUUGUAAGGUCUUUUUUUUUUUUGCUUCUUAAUAUUGCAACAGUUUUUUGAUGUUUUUAAACCUCCAUUGGAAGUUUUCUGCGUUCUUUGUAAACACUUGAAAGGAAGCUUUUUGUGCAGGGUUCUGUGUUUUAAGAGAGGUUUUGAGAAUAUUUUGUAUAUUACAGUCUCACUUUGGAAACGUUUUUAAACACAUUUAAGGUAGAGUACAAAUCUAGAUUAGGUAAUAAAACAGCUCUGUAGAGAAACUGAACCUACAUAUUUAUUUUUAGUGAUACAGGAGAAAACAAAAAAAGAGUAGUUAAGAUGCUUGGAAACAUAACUACGUAGUUAAUAUACCCUUAAUAGGAAUUUGUGUUUUAUUUCAGCACUGAGGCUGACUUAAGGAAAAAACAAACAGACAAAAAAAAGAGAGUAAAUUACUGUAUCUGCAAAUAACUGUUACUUGAUGACAAGAUUAUUAAUUUUUAACAUGCAACAAUGUUGUAAAAGUAGUUGGGUGCAUUAUCUACUCAAGCGUAGUCCUAUGCAAUACCGGUAGUUAGUGUAUCUAUCAGCCUAGGUGUUGUACAGAGGUGACCUGUGGGGCUGGGAGCAGAGGGACUGGAUGGAUUUCUCACUCGCAGGCGAGCGGAUGGCGUUCAGAAUGAAGUGCCUUAAACUCUAGUUGUAGUCUUCCUCGACUAGCACUGACUGAAGUGGGGCAUGGGAGAGAGCUUUGGGGUGGUGUCGGACAGGGCGUUGCGGUGUAGCGUGGUGCCUACACAGAGCGAACAAGAGCUUCCCCUUCCCCUUGGCGCUGCACUGGGAGUUCCGUAGGGUAGGUGAAACGGUCAGUGGCUGGAGUGCUGGUUUGGCAGGCUCAGUAAGGAAACCUCGGUCGCAGCAGUUAGUGUUCAGAAAUCAAAUGUGAAUUGAGCAGCGAUGGGGACGGUGUCAGGAGCUGCAGAGGCUCUGGGGCCUGCGCUCCUCUCGCUCUGCCCGUGGCUGUUGCCCUCUCUCCGGCCGUCCCCGUCUCUGCCAGGGCAGUGAGCUCUGUGUUGGUGUCGAUGCAACCACAGGGUUGUGACUUUUCUCUUUCUUUUCUGUUCUUUCUUUUUCAAAGGAGGAGCUGGACUUAGAUUAUAAUGAUGCCUCUCCCCCCCACCCCAGACAGCUUUUGGGAAUGUGUCUUUCCUCGGGUAGUGAAGCUCUGGCCCAGGGCAGGACCCGGGAGCCUGCAGGAUGCACUGUGGCCAUCGUGGUCCUUGGGCAGGGGAAUUCCCUGCAGGCAGCUGUGCCAUGGUUAGCUCUGAGGCUUCUGGGGCUGCCCUUUGGUAAUGGUGACAGGUAAAGUGGAUCAGGGCUGUGAAAUGCAUGUAGCUGUUACACAGGGCUGUGUUACCCUUCCCUGCCCAGUGAGACAGCUCUGCAGCAUUGUACAAAAUCAGGGUGUGCACUCUGGAGUGCAGUAACUGAGAACCACUGAAUAUGUUGGGUAAGGCUUUUGGUUUGAUGCCUGUGCUGGGCAUUUGGAAUUUGAGUCUAGACUGUGGUAUAUCAAUAUUUUUCAAGCUUACGUGAAACACUGGCACUCGCUGACAGCCAGGACUAAGGAUUUUUGGCUAUGUGCUGUGUGGAGAUGAGGCAGGAUUCAAGCAAAACCGUUAUCUCAAGAGCUGGAAUUCUUGAUAGCAGUCACUGUGGCCCCAGCAGCUGUGUUGUGUGUUCCCUGUGCUGUUGUGUUGCUCUGGGGCAACAUACGACCUAGCUGUGCCCUGCUCGCUCCUCACCCCGUGUUUCCUUUGGCUACAGCCUUCCUCUGAUGUUGCCCACCCUUUGAGUGGAAGCACAUUGAUACUGCAGUGGGGGAUGUCUCUAGGAGACACAGAUCUCCAGGCAGAUGCUACCUGGAGAUGUCUUUGCCUGUGGAUUGUGUGAUGGUGACAUUUUGUGAAAGAUUAAUGUCAGAGGACAGAGACAGCAAUUGCAGGCUGGGUUUGGCAUGAGCUGGGUGGAGUGUGGCAGGCAGGAGUUGGUGCCCGGUCUGAUGGCAGUGUCUGGUGUGACACUGGGUGGACAGGGCACCGACCAGUUCUCACUUUGCCAAAGCCAUGCCACAAGCAGGAAAGUGCAGAGUACCGUGAAGUUCUUCCUUACUGCUUUUGGCCUACAAAGCAAUAUUUAACUCUUACAAACCUGUAAAAGCAAAAAGAAGGUACAUAAGGAAAGCACAAAGCACAAAAUAAUGCACUUACAUUUAUGUUGUUUGACAUAAAAUGCACUGGGGGGGAAGCUGAUGUUGAUAAUAGUAUAAAUACCUAUAUUUCUUGAAAAAGUGACAUUAAUUACUGCCUCUUGCUAUGAUGCUUGGUACUGUAAUGUUGAUAUUCAUCUGCUGUGGACUGCAGCAAUAAUUUGUGUAUGGUCCAUAGCACUGUAAAUUAUGGAUCAAUAUUAAUGUAUCCAAUGAAAUAAUUUGAACUGUUGUUCUUGAUAGAUGGAUUAAAGCAUUUGGUUUUUCACAUA
Colius striatus (speckled mousebird) is the source of this 5093-nucleotide messenger RNA. It is a transcript of the gene MITF, whose product is annotated as melanocyte inducing transcription factor. Gene Ontology annotation, molecular function: DNA-binding transcription factor activity, RNA polymerase II-specific; RNA polymerase II cis-regulatory region sequence-specific DNA binding; protein dimerization activity. NCBI's taxonomy places the organism in Eukaryota, Metazoa, Chordata, Aves, Coliiformes, Coliidae. Gene Ontology annotation, biological process: regulation of transcription by RNA polymerase II; melanocyte differentiation. The transcript is spliced from 10 exons. The record is from RefSeq and is a predicted model, not a curated record. Gene Ontology annotation, cellular component: nucleus. Bases 93 to 1586 code for a protein of 497 amino acids.